CGAGUGGACUUACUGCCCUACAUGUUUACAAUAAAUUCAGACAUGUGUUGGUGAACAUGGAGGCCGGGUGUCAUAUAUAGAACACAUGGAGGAGGAGUUAUAAAGCGUUAUAACGGAAGCGUCCUUCCGCCGCGGGUUCUGGUCCGAUGACAGAUCCUUCCCACGGUAACACAGCGGACAUGGCCACGUCCACCGGAGGAUCAUCCACCGCGGGCAUCCAGGGGUUCCCCAUAAUAACCGGCAGGCCCCCGGAGGACAGCACCGGUAAGGACCCGGAGCAGACCGGAGAACCGAAGAAAAAGCCGUGCAGGGCUUGUACCGACUUCAAGUCGUGGAUGAAGGUCCAGAAAACGCCACAGACCCCAGCAGCAGCAGCGCCACAGGAGGCCCCAGCUGAGCAUGUGGAGCCCCAGCGGCAGCCGGAGUGUCCGCUGGACAGGGAAGAGUUAGGGCGUAACACCUGGUCCUUCCUGCACACCAUGGCAGCUUACUACCCAGACCGGCCCUCCCCCAGACAGCAGACAGACAUGGGACAGUUCAUCAACCUCUUCUCUAAGGUCUUCCCCUGCGAGGAGUGUGCUGAGGACCUGCGGACAAGGCUGAAGACCAAUCAGCCAGAUGCCAGUAGUCGCCACGCCCUCUCCCAGUGGCUGUGUGGCGUCCAUAACGACGUCAACGCUCGGCUGGGGAAGCAGCCGUUUGACUGUUCCCUCGUGGAUGAGAGGUGGAGGGACGGUUGGAAAGAUGGCAGCUGUGACUGAUUCGUUACUGUUACCUGGGAACUGAGAGAUACAGGACGCGUCUAUUCACAUCCUGUUCCCUGUAUAGUACCGUUUAGGGAACUAUCUGACACAGAGACUGGUUUCUAUUUUCUGAUUGGCUACGGAUCUACAUGAUGUUCGCUAUCAAUCUGUUGUCCAGUGCCUUCAGAAAGUAUUCAAACCCCUGGACUUAUUACACAUGUUGUUGUGUUACAGCCUGAACUCAACAUGGAUUACAUAUCCCAUAAUGACAUCACAAUACCCCUAAUGACAUCACAAU
Oncorhynchus keta (chum salmon) is the source of this 1041-nucleotide messenger RNA. Its product is annotated as FAD-linked sulfhydryl oxidase ALR. The record is from RefSeq and is a predicted model, not a curated record. Gene Ontology annotation, biological process: liver development. Gene Ontology annotation, molecular function: flavin adenine dinucleotide binding; flavin-dependent sulfhydryl oxidase activity. Gene Ontology annotation, cellular component: mitochondrion. The transcript is spliced from 3 exons. NCBI's taxonomy places the organism in Eukaryota, Metazoa, Chordata, Actinopteri, Salmoniformes, Salmonidae. The coding region runs from base 147 to 761 and encodes 204 amino acids.